Messenger RNA from Aspergillus nidulans FGSC A4, 2340 nucleotides. RefSeq lists its product as uncharacterized. The transcript is spliced from 3 exons. The record is from RefSeq and is a predicted model, not a curated record. NCBI's taxonomy places the organism in Eukaryota, Fungi, Ascomycota, Eurotiomycetes, Eurotiales, Aspergillaceae. Gene Ontology annotation, cellular component: nucleus. Gene Ontology annotation, molecular function: DNA-binding transcription factor activity, RNA polymerase II-specific; DNA binding; zinc ion binding. Gene Ontology annotation, biological process: regulation of transcription by RNA polymerase II; DNA-templated transcription; regulation of DNA-templated transcription. Bases 1 to 2340 code for a protein of 779 amino acids.
AUGUGGAGGAAUGCGAUGAGCGCUUCAGCUGCACCAUUAGACCCAACCGUGCCGAGCUACACGCCCUAUCCGUACAGACAAUAUUCCGACCUGAAUGCUUCGCUCCCUGUGCCGCAAUCUGAGGGGGUGAAGGCUCGAAAGAUCGCUAUCCCGCGCGCUACAGCGGCGAGAACGACUUUCCAGCGGCGUCGGUCAGCGCGAGCCUGCGAGCCAUGUCGGCAGCGAAAGGUAAAAUGCGACGCGGCGCGGCCAGUAUGUCAGAAAUGCCGCGAGCAUGGAUUGGAAUGUUCGUAUAUGGAUAUAAAACGGAUCCGGGAUCAGAAACAGUUGGGUCUACUGAAUGAGAAAGUUGAGCGAUACGAGAAGUUGUUGAAACAGCUAGAGACGGAGGUUGAUCCAACAACUGCAAGAAUAAUCAGAAGGACUUUAUCGGUUUCUGGGCAGCCCUCGUCAGAUGAUGGAGGGGGAGAAAAUGAUAGUGACGCCGAUUCGACCACAUCGCAAGGAUCUUUGGAAGAUAUAGACUUGGUCAAAGAGGAUUUGAAUCGCAGUGACAAAACGGUUGCAGUUGGAUUCUUCGGGAAGAAUUCCGAGAUUGCGUGGAUGCAGAAGCUUGAGGAUGUAUCAGACCAACGAGAGCACGGCCUGUCGAACGGAGAGAAGCCUACUAGCAAAGAUAUCCCCAUCAAUUCGAUGAGUAACCAUCUUGAUGACCUCUCCAUUCCAUUUCCCGACACGGUCAACCCCUACGCAGUGCCGGGGAAGGAAUUGGCUGAUAAGUACUUCAAUGCGUACAUGGAGUCGGUACAUCCAUCAUUUACCGUUGUUCGGAAGCGAACUUUCAGGGCGCAGUACGAACAGUUCUAUAAGAAGAAACAUUUUCGUCCGCCGCGGAAGUGGUUGGCUGUGCUGAACAUGAUUUUGGCGUUGGGCUGUCGGUACUGUAGGCUGACUAGCAAGGUUGUGGCAGGUGAGAGGGAUACGGACGACACGGUGUUUCUGAAUCGUGCUAGAAUACUGUGUCUGAGCGGGAAUGUGCUGUUCGAACAUGACGAUCUCCAGCAGAUCCAAGUGAUGUUGCUAGUUGCGGUCUAUCUUGUUGCGUUGGGGCAGGUAAACGGUGGAUCGAAGUUCUCGAGCAUGGCCCUCCGCUCUGCUAUCUCCCUCGGUAUCAAUCUUCGCUUCCAAGAUGAGAAGACCCCUGCAGCGUCGAAAGAAGCUCGAACCCGCCUGUGGUGGUCCAUUUUUCAGAUCGAACAUAUCGUAACCUCUAUAACCGGCCGCAUCUCUGGCUGCAGCGAAGGGCUUAGUGCAGCCCUCCUCCCAGUCCCAUUCAAUGAAGAGAGCGCAGACCGUAACUCAGGUCUUAGCGAAAUCUUCCGCGACCGCGACCUCCGAUGCAGCCGGCUGCAGCUCACACUUUUUCAGAACCAGGAACAAGCUGUAUCUGCUGCAGCGUGGUUACGCAAUUGCGAGCCCUCCCCGGCACUCUUAUUUCAUAUUAUUGUUGAUCUUAACAUCAUCGCGCAAGCCGUCAUCAACAGCAUCUACAGCAUCCAGGGACUUCGCCAGUCCGCGGUUCAACUCGAACAGCGCCUCCACAGGCACUCCGAAAGCAUGGAUAAUUGGUUACGCAAAAUCCCUCAUUACUAUCGCUUCUUUAUCUCCCCAGAAGACGAUGCCUUUCAUCUUCCCCCCGGAGCGAACAAGGCAGAAUCAAACUACACCCGCGAACGCAUCACCUUAGCCGUCUACUACUACAGCGCCCGCAUCACCCUCUGCCGUCCCUGCCUCUCGCACAGCCACAACACAAACACCUCCCAGAAAUCGAGCGACUCGAGUUCCCGCGCUAGCUUCCGCGCCAUCAUGACACACACAUGCCUUCGCUCCUCGAUAUCGCUGCUAUCCAUGCUCCCCGAAACUCCGGACACCGCCUGGCUGAUCUCCGUCACACCGUGGUGGUCAAUCCUCCACUCCCUCAUGCAAGCCAUUACCGCCCUCCUCGUCUUCCUCGCAACCGAAUCCGUUGAGAAUUCAUCCGAAAAUAUCCCACAGUCUGAUAAAAGCACACCGGUUACUAAGAAUACAGUGAUAUCACAAACAAGUAAGGCUCUGCGUUGGCUGCACCACCUUGGCUUCAGUAGCCUUGCCGCUGCUCGCGCGUUUAAGUUGUGUGAGAGCUUCGUGCGGCGAAUGGAUCCGAGCUUAGGUUUUGACUUGGGCGAUUUAGCCUCUAGUAAGGACUUUCCUAGUCAGGGCGGAGAUGUUGAUAUGUUUGGGGCUGGGGAUUUAGAAAGCGAGGGUGUGCUGGAUGGCUUGGCGAUGGUUGAUGAUGGUUAG